Messenger RNA from Exophiala bonariae, 1167 nucleotides. RefSeq lists its product as uncharacterized. Gene Ontology annotation, molecular function: molybdopterin cofactor binding; oxidoreductase activity. NCBI's taxonomy places the organism in Eukaryota, Fungi, Ascomycota, Eurotiomycetes, Chaetothyriales, Herpotrichiellaceae. The coding region runs from base 1 to 1167 and encodes 388 amino acids. The transcript has 2 exons. The record is from RefSeq and is a predicted model, not a curated record.
AUGACAUCAAACACAAAGGCCCAGUAUCAAGUUCUCAAUCCAGCUGGCCGGGCAAUAUUGAAGCCGUGUCACUAUCACGCCGAGUUUGAGCUUACCAAUGACGAGUAUCCGCUGCACCUAUCAACUGGGCGCCGUCCACUACAUUUCCAUACGAGGACUAAGACUGGUCGUACAAAGGAACUUCAAGAAGGCGACCCUGAGCCUUACAUUCAGCUUGCAGAGCAAGAUGCAAGAUCACGAGGCAUCAAGGAAGGGGAUUGGCUUAUCGUCGAAUCAAGAAGAGGUAAAGUUGAGCUCAAAGCAAGAGUCGGGCUGAUGGCGGAGGGGCAGGUCUUUGUGCCAUUCCACUUCGGAUAUUUUGACGCACAGGACGGGAAAGCCAGAGCUGCUAAUGAGCUCACGCAAGAACGAUGGGAUCCAGUAUCGAAGCAACCAUUAUUUAAGUCCGGCGCGGUCAAAGUGACUAAAGUCGAAAAACAAGAUGAUGGUCAAGUGCACAUCCACGAACAGCAAACGUCCGCGAUCAAAUGCGUUGAGAAGACCCAGAAGCCGCAUACUGCAGGUUCGCGCAGCAAGCCACCUCAGCUCGAACGUUACUUGGAGUUUUGGCUGGCCAUAAUAUUCGACGCAUUCAAAAGUCUCCGCAGUAUUUGUGACGAUCUCAUUCCCCAAGUGGCGCAGGGAGAUUGGGAAGUAAGCAUUGGAAUGCAGGUCAUGCACCGGAUCAUCACUUCAUGCGUGGAUCAUUUCGAACCCUACGUAUUGAAAUAUCGCGCGGUCGGAGAUUUCGGCCACGACAUCAACGAUAAGCUGAAAGACAACCUCUUUCCAGCGGAUGUCAUUGGGCAUUUUUCGGGGUCUGAGUCCUUCGACACAUUGGUUGUCCUGCAAGGCUUUUACACAUUCUUGAGCCAGGUCGAAGCACAUCUAAUCACUUUGAGCCCCAGUGCCCAAGCGACGUGGGAUAAGGCCUUCAUUUCUGCUGUGGCGUUUGUUCAGACCCAAGUCGAAAGAAUGCAGGCUUGGACUAAGCAGCAGCUGAAGAGUCGUGGGCCACAGGCUCUCUUGGUGCCGUGCCAACCUGCAGCUGACCUUAAGAAGAGGUUCGAGGAGGGGAAAAGUGUCGAAGGAGUUCGCAAGGAUGAGGAAAUCGACAAGAGUGACUGA